GAUUCGAUAACGCGUUAGGAGUUAACGUUGCAAGCCGCGGUCACACUGGUGCGUAUUGUUUUCCGUCGCGUGUGAAAACUGCCGAGUGUGUAAAAACUGCAGAUUAAGAGAAAACUUCUGCAAUUGGUUGAAAGCACCACCAAUCUGUCCAACGACGCUCGCGAAAGGAAAGCAGCAAGGAAAACUGUGAAAGAGGCAAAAUCAGUGCUUAUUCAAUAGUGUUGUUAAUAAGAAAACGACAGCGAAUUGAAUUUAAAGCUGUUUAGAGACUAUUAUCAUCCUUUAGUCAACGGACCGAUUACGAGCAAACAUUUCGAGAUCAAUAUUCCAUUAUUGGUUGUGUUGGCAUGUUAAGUGUGUUCGAUGCCGAUGCGGUUAAGUGUCGUCUAUGGCCGAAUCCGUUAAAAGUCAAUCGCUCUCUGCAUUGACGGAGGGGCAGCACGACGACGGUGGUUCAACAGCAACAUCAGGGACAUUGGCUGAUAAAACCAGUGGGACCAACACCACAAGUUCAACCAAUCACUCGUCCCACAGGCGACGCAACAACCACACAAGCAGCAAAAGCAACAAGAGCCACCACAAAAACAAGAGACGCAACACACCGGCUGCAUUAUCAGGCCCUGCUGUUAGCUCCUCCAUCGACGUAGUAGCUGCCUCCUCGACUGCUUCUGGAACAUCCAUCCGUCGAUCCCGUAGUCAAGGCCGCCACUCCACAGCAGCCCGCAGCAGCAAGGCUUCACAAAUCUCCAAGCGCUCGUUGGGGGCCAUCCGUUCCCCAUCUUCGCCAGCAUUCAAUUCCAUCCCGGUCGUGAGUGAUCCAUUGCUAUCUCCCGGCAGUCGUAAGCGGCAGUUUAACCAGCACAACUGCGGCAGCAACAAAGCUAGCUGUAGCCACCAAUCGGCGCCCGGUGGAGAUCAGCUGGUGGAGCUUUGCUCGCCCCUUAAAAAACGCCGCUUGCAACAGACGUUGGCAUCCGGAAUCGACGAGGAAGCGGUAGAAAUUAGCUUAGCUACAUCAAGCUUUGACCAGACUCCUCGUCAGGCAUCCGGAGACUGUGUUGCACAGCGCACUCGAUCUAAGACCAUUUCCCCGGAGGAGUUGCCAAGCACAAGCAGUGCUGCAGCAGCACGCCAUCACCAAAUUCGAGCAAGUGCCAGUUCUACCAACUUUCCGGGCAGCCAUAGAAACAAACAAAAGACCAGUAUUGGAGGAUCGUUAGCUGUGGUCGAGACCACUCCGCACAGAGGAACAGCAGCUCCUCGAGUCGGACGGAGCGGUAACCUGCUGAACUACUACCGAAAAACGCGCAAGGUUAGCCACACGCGCUCCUCCCAUAAGUCAGAAAAGCAGGCAAUACAAUCGGAGAACACGACGGCCAACAGGAACGAAUCAGUCGGAUCCGGAUCCAGUAGCAAGUCAGGUGUGAUACACAAGUACAGGAAGAACUUGCGUCACUCACAACAGUAUCUGCUAGACACAGAGGGUGCAAAAGUAGAUCGAGCUGGUGCUGAAAGUGGAGGUCAACAGCAGCAGUCGGAGCACGGAAAUCUGGACGUUAACGACCAUCUUUUGACCCUUGAAGCUGGUCUUAAUCAAUCAGAGGUAUCAGGAAUCCACAAACAGAGUCAAUUAGAGGCGGAGCGCCAGACCUUGGAAGACGUCGAAGACGACGAGGAGGACGACGAGGAAGAGGAAGAAGAGGAGGAAGAGGAGGUGGGCUUCUACGGGAUUGUAAACUCUGCGGGUUCUUCAUACGAGGAAGACCCACAAAUCGUUGCCGAGGAAGACGAGAUCACAACGGAGGAGGACGUUGACGACGAGGAAGACGACGACAUCGAGGAAGAAGACCUCUCGGAGAGCGAAUUCGCCCAGCAACUGAUUGGGGAACUUGGUGGAGAGCAACAACCCCAACGUGCCACCAGCAACCCAACAAAAUCCAAGAACAACACACCGGCGCUAGAAAGCACUAUUAAGGAGACAACAACAGCAACAACGUCGUCCGGCUAUCAGCAACGUGCCGCCCCCCAUGGACAGGGGGCGGGGACAGGCGCUGGAGGCGGCGGGCCGCGUGCCACGCGCAGCAGCAACAGCAGCUCCAGCAACAACGUUGUUGACUACAGCAUUAUGCCGCACCUCACAUCGGCCACAACAACCACAUCAUAUGCCUUGACACCGCAGCACCAACAACAACCGCCACAACCUCCGUCGCAUCAGCAACAACAAGUACACCAACAACAGCCACCUCAAUUGCUGCCCACACAUCAGUUUGCACACUUGUCGUCCUUUGUGACUCCGACAGCAGCGGCAGCAGCAGCAGCAGCCCAAUAUCCCCCAGCUUCUGCUGCUGCCGCUUACUUUGCACAGCAGCAACACCAUCAGCAUCAACAUCAGCAACACGUGCAGCAGGCGCAGCCACCGCAGCCGCACUAUUACCAUAGUUCAGUGGCUGUUUUGCAUCAACCUCCACCGCACCAUUUUACCUCCACAGGGGCAGGACCACCGCCAGCACUGUUUCAGCAGCAGCCACCCCCGCAGCUUACCCGCUACACGCCAGCAACAGCUACAACAGCGGCUACGUUUGUGCCCCCGCAGCAACAACAGGUUGUCUACAACCAGCAGCAACACUCCUCACUGCGACGCAGUUCACGUAGCAAGACGGGUUCUUGUGUGAGUUCGGCAGCGGCAGCACAGCAGCAGCAGCACCAGCAGCAACAUAGCACCGCUGCUGCUGCUGUACAGGCGCAAUUGCUGCCACCGCCUGGUACCUAUCAAUACCAACAGGUGGGCGGCAAUACCGUUGUAGUUGCCGUGCGUCAUCAGCAACAGCAGCAGCAACAGCAGCAAUUGGCUUUACAUCACCAGCAACAGCAGCGUGCCACGCUCGUGCAGCCCGGAUUCUUGUUCAGCUAUCGCAGCAAUCACCCACAGCAACAACCAGCGCAGCAAAUAAAUCAGGGCCCCAAAGUGCCGCAUAGCAGUGCAGCUUCGGAUGCUUUAACAUAUAGUUUGAUGGCACAACAACCGCCAAGUGGACCGCCGCAUGCAGGUGGACAGCAAAUAACGCCAGGUGCAAACUCUGCAAAUCUAAGCAUUGUAGCGGCCGCUCUGAGUGCCGCUCGUGACGUCGGAGGAGGAACCGGCGGAGAAGGAUCAGCGGGAAGCGUAACACCAGGUACUGCAGCAUCGGCUUCAUCAGUAGGAAACACCAGCGCCGUGGGCGCGUCGAGCAGCAGCAACAACAGUGCCGGCCAAGCAGCCAGCAACAGCAACAAUGUGACUGCAACAGGAUCGGGGUCGGCUCCUGGCGGAGGACCUUCAAAUAUUGGUACGACCAGUCAUGGCAGUGGAUCGGGGGGAGCUGCGGCCGUCGAUUCGGAGAGCGAUGACAGCGAGGUUGGUCGACUACAGGCUUUGCUCGAAGCUCGCGGACUGCCGCCUCAUUUAUUCGGGGCCCUUGGCCCAAGGAUGACACACAUUCUCCACCGAACCAUUGGAAACAGCAGCAGUUCCAAGGCUAAUCAACUUCUGCAAGGCUUACAAUCGCACGACGAAUCCCAGCAGCUGCAGGCUGCCAUUGAAAUGUGUCAGAUGCUGGUGAUGGGCAAUGAGGACACACUUGCCGGUUUUCCAAUCAAGCAGGUGGUACCUGCUUUAAUACAACUCCUUCGUAUGGAGCACAACUUUGAUAUUAUGAACAAUGCUUGUAGGGCAUUGGCAUAUAUGCUAGAAGCUUUGCCCCGCUCCUCAGGCACCGUGGUGGAAGCGGUUCCAGUCUUUCUAGAGAAACUUCAGGUUAUCCAAUGCAUGGAUGUGGCUGAACAAAGUUUAUCAGCUUUGGAGAUUCUGUCACGGCGUCACAACAAGGCCAUCCUGCAGGCAAAUGGAAUUUCAGCCUGCCUCACCUAUUUGGACUUCUUUUCGAUUGUGGCCCAGCGGGCAGCUCUGGCGAUUGCGGCUAAUUGCUGUCUAAACAUGCAUCCGGAGGAAUUCCACUUUGUAGCCGAAAGUUUGCCUUUAUUAGCGCGCUUGCUUUCCCAGCAGGAUAAAAAAUGUGUUGAAAGCGUUUGCUCCGCAUUCUGUCGUCUAGUAGAGAGUUUCCAGCACGACAGUCAGCGCUUACAGCAAAUAGCUACUCCGGACUUGUUGAAGAACUGUCAGCAACUACUGCUGGUAACACCAGCCAUUCUGAAUACAGGAACCUUUACCGCCGUGGUUCGGAUGCUAAGUCUGAUGUGUUGCAGCUGUCCAGACUUGGCAAUUUCUUUGCUAAGGAACGAUAUAGCGGCCACCCUGCUUUAUUUGCUCACCGGAAAUGCAGAGCCGGCUGCUGCCAGUGCUACCCACGUGGAGCUGAUCUCACGCUCGCCUUCGGAGCUGUACGAACUUACCUGCCUCAUUGGGGAGUUAAUGCCGCGUCUACCCUUGGAUGGAAUCUUCUCUGUGGACUCACUGCUGGACAGACCCACGCUUAAUACCCAAGAUCAGGUGCAUUGGCAGUGGCGCGAUGAUCGCGGCUCCUGGCACAACUAUUCUACAAUUGAUUCGCGCCUGAUUGAGGCCGCCAACCAGAGCAGCGAGGACGAGAUAAGCCUGAGCACCUUUGGACGCACCUACACUGUUGAUUUUCAUGCAAUGCAGCAGAUUAAUGAGGACACGGGCACAACACGACCCGUUCAGCGUCGUCUUAACCAUAACUACGUUGCUCCCAUGUCUGCGGGCCAGGACUUGACUACAACAGUGUCCUCGGGAGGAGCUUCCACGUCCGCUGCAGCUGCAGCAGCGUCCUCCAAUAACAACAAUAAUAAUACACUAGGCAAUAGUGUCAACCUCAAUCAAGUAAAGCGCCGUCCAUCUCUGGAUGCUAGAAUUGCAUGUCUUAAGGAGGAGCGGGGUCUGGCUGCGGACUUUAUCAAACACAUCUUUAACGUACUGUACGAAGUCUACAGCUCUUCUGCCGGACCAAAUGUGCGUUACAAGUGCCUGCGCGCCCUUCUGCGGAUGGUAUACUAUGCCACGCCAGAGUUGUUACGUCAGGUGCUCAAGUAUCAGUUGGUCUCUAGCCACAUUGCUGGCAUGCUGGGUAGCAAUGAUUUGCGCAUAGUGGUAGGAGCUCUUCAAAUGGCUGAAAUCUUAAUGCGCCAACUUCCUGAUGUCUUCGGCACGCACUUUCGUCGUGAGGGAGUUAUCUACCAGUUUACUCAGCUGACUGAUCCAAACAACCCGAUAUGCGCGACUUCCUCGCCGAAACCGCUUAGCACAACAGCUACGUCCACCUCAAUUGCAAGCGGAUCACAAUCGGCUCCUGCCUCCGCCAACAGCCUGCAAGUAAAUCCAUUUUUCAUGGAUAGCGCUCCGGGUUUGUCGAGUGCUUCCACGACUCCCAGCAGUAGCAAGCAUCAAUCGUACAGCGUGAAGAGCUUCUCGCAUGCCAUGAACGCCCUUACAGCCAGCGCCAAAGGUACUCCUACUGGAGCGUUAGACGCCACAAGCUCAUCUACCACAGCUGGUGGUUAUAGUUACAGCAGCUCGGCACCGUCGUCUUCCACCGGAGCACCUCCUGCCUUCUUUGUGGCCCAGCAGAGUGAUCCACGCCAGUACGUGCACUUUCAGCAACCGGCAGUUCCUCCACCACCACCGCAGUUGGAGCUGUUACCAACUGGAGUUCAGCAACAAGCGCAGCAGGCGCCUCAGGUGAUCUACCAGCCACAGCAUCAACAGCCUGCACAAUUAGCGCUGGCCUCCACCAGCAGUGCCGCUGCCUCGGCGUCCUCGUCUUCGUCCUCCUCGUCCUCGGCUUCUGCGCUGCAGCACAAGAUGACGGACAUGCUAAAGCGAAAAGCUCCUCCGAAGCGCAAAUCGCAAAGCAGUGGCAGGGCAAAAUCUAGACAAGAAGAUGCAGCAGUCGCACCGGCGGGAUCUGGAGCAGGGGGAGCCCCUCCUUCGUCAGCCAGUUCAGCUAUGCAUGAACUUCUCAGCCGUGCUACAAGUCUUGGUAGCGGCACCGGUGGCAGGAGUACGCCCAGCUCGGGAGGUGGUUCUGGAAGCUCCAAGUCCCGCUUUAACUCGGGAAACUCGUCCAAUGCAGGAUCGAGCAAAUCUUCGUUCCUGGCUUCGCUCAAUCCAGCUCGCUGGGGCCGCCAGACUACCCAUCAUCAUCAUCACCAGCAGUCUCAGCAACAGCACCACGGUCUUUCUAAAGAUUCCGGCCACUCUAACUCAACUGGUUCCGGCUCUGGAGCUAGUUUGGCUUACACGGUGAGCCAACCUGGCGCUGGUACUGGAGCCGGAGGGCUGAACGCUGCAGCAGUUGCAGCGAGUAUCAGCAAGAGUAUAUCCCACGCCAACCUCCUAGCGGCGGCUAACAGGGAAAGGGCGCGUCAGUGGGUCCGCGAACAGGCUGUAGAUUUUGUAAAGCGUUACACUGAGCAGGAGGCCAGAAGGAGCAAGGCUGCUUUAGAGAGUGGCCCCACUCAGAGCGGAACUAGUGGAGUGGGAUUAUCGUCGACGGGCAAUACUCUAUUGUCCGCAACGGGCAGUACCAAUGUCCUGGAGCGUUUGUCCAGCAUUCUGUUUAAGCUUAACGGAAGUUACCACGACUGUUUAGAUGCUCUCCUCGAAUUGAAGACUAUCCUAUUGGAGAGUGACAUCUCUCCAUUCGAGGUAAAUCAUUCGGGCCUGCUCAAAGCCAUGCUUAACUAUAUGACUAGCGAGACUGGAUUGGUUGAGCGCGAUGCUCGCCUGCGCAGCUUUAUGCACGUAUUUGCUGGCCUUCCAUUAGAGCCUCUGCUUCAGAACGUCGGUCAGAUGCCAACUAUUGAGCCGAUAGCGUUCGGAGCUUUUGUGGCCAAGUUAAAUGGUUGUGUUACGCAACUGGAACAGUUCCCCGUUAAGGUACACGACUUUCCUGCCGGCCCUGGAGGAAGGUCCAAUCAGAGUGCUUUGCGAUUCUUCAACACCCAUCAGCUAAAGUGCAAUCUGCAACGUCAUCCGCAGUGCAGUAACCUACGUCAGUGGAAAGGCGGCACUGUAAAGAUCGACCCCUUGGCUAUGGUCCAGGCCAUCGAGCGUUACUUGGUGGUGCGAGGCUAUGGCGGCAUCCGUGCAGACUCCGACGAUGACAGUGAAGAGGAUAUGGAUGACAAUGUGGCAGCAGUGGUGAUGACCCAGGCCGGCUUCAGACACAAGCUGCAGUUUACGAUCGGGGAUCAUGUGUUGCCGUAUAACAUGACAGUCUAUCAGGCGGUCAAGCAAUUCUCGCCGCUGGUCAGUGAACAGCCUGAGACCGACAACGAGUCUGAGACUCUUUUAGGAAACGCCACUAUAUGGGUUCAGCAGCAUACUAUUUACUAUCGUCCUGUGGAGGAGGAAAUGUCUUCGGGAACAGCUGCGGGAGCAGCAUCCAGCAGCGGUUUGGGUAGCAGUGGUGUGCAAAAGCAACAAAGUACUUCAAGCUCCGCAUCCAGCUGUGGAAAUGCUACCUCCUCGUGCUCCUCAUCUUCAGGAGUUAUAAGCGGUGGCGGGUCUACAAAGAAGGCUCACAAAUCUAGUAGCAAAUUCAUGCGCAAGAAGACUGAACUAUGGCACGAAGGAAUAGCUCCUGGAGUAAUUUCAGCUCUAAAGCCUUUCCUUAGCAACUCUCUUCCAGCUGAUGUGGUGACCGUACAAGACGCCUCAUUGGAUGCAUUGUGUAUGCUGCGAGUUAUCCAUGCUCUAAAUCGUCACUGGGAGCAUCUCUACGGUUGUGUGGUGCGCCAAAACAUUAUCCCCCAGUCGGAGUUUAUACAUCCUAAAAUCAUGGCCAAGGCGAAUCGCCAGCUGCAGGAUCCGCUUGUCAUCAUGACAGGCAAUCUACCACAGUGGCUUCCCCAGAUAGGCAUGGCCUGUCCAUUCCUUUUCCCCUUUGAAACUCGUCACCUGCUUUUCUACGCCACUAGCUUUGAUCGUGAUCGCGCUCUUCAGCGUCUGUUGGACACUACGCCGGAUCUUAAUGCAGCGGAGUCUUCAGAACGAGUAGCUCCUCGACUUGAUCGCCGCAAGCGAGCAAUUUCCAGGACAGAGAUACUUAAACAGGCAGAGCACAUCUUACAGGACUUUGGGCACUCGAAGGCAUUGCUAGAAAUUCAGUACGAGAAUGAGGUGGGAACCGGUCUGGGACCUACACUGGAAUUCUACGCGUUGGUUUCUGCGGAGCUGCAGCGUACUGAUCUUGGGCUGUGGAAUGGCAGUGAUAGCUACAAACAGAACUCUGUAACCAUUGUAGACGUAGUCAAGUCCAACAGCACUGUGCUACACAUCGAGGAUGCUCUUGAGGCAACCACCAUGGACCAGAACCCCCCAGCAGCAGGAGCGUCGCUUGUGAGCAGCACCACUACUACAACCACCGCACAGCAACACCAGCAUCCACCCACCCGCGCUAGCAGUCGUUCGCACGUUUUACGUAGCGGAGCAGGCCAACAGUCGGUGGAGCACAGCUCCUCUAGCACCGGCGCCAAUGAGAAUGCUUUAAAUAUGAUUAUAGCACAGCAAUUUAGUGAUAUUAAUUCUCCUAACCCAGUAGCAAUGGAAAAUCCCAUCAGCACCACUAUCGCCACAACGGUUGUAGAGCAGAACACCAAUACGAAUAACUCUAGCAUUACCACGGCUACAACCACGACGAGUUAUGUGCAUGCGGUGCAUGGCCUGUUCCCUUUGCCUCUGGGUAAAUCUUCGAAACUUCCGCAAAUGACCAAGGCCAAGGCCAAAUUCAAGUUUUUGGGAAAGUUCAUGGCAAAGGCAGUGAUGGACAGUCGCAUGUUGGAUUUGCCUUUUUCUUUGCCAUUCUAUCGCUGGUUAGUCAGCGAAGAGCAUUCAAUUGGCUUGGCCGAUCUUAUGCGUGUUGCCCCAGAGGUCCAAAACACUCUAGUGAGACUCCAAGAUUUGGUUCGCCAGCGGGAGUACAUUCUAUCCGAUCCAAACAUCGAUGCCAUGGAAAAGACUGAAAGGAUUGAACAGCUAGACUUGGAUGGCUGCCCAAUCGCAGACCUAGGCUUGGACUUCGUAUUGCCCGGACAUGCCAAUAUAGAGUUGUGUCGAGGAGGUCGUGACACACCUGUAACUGUGCACAACCUUCACCAAUACAUCUCCCUCGUCACAUACUGGUUCCUUAUCGAGGGUGUCCAGAAACAGUUUGAGGCUUUACGUGAAGGUUUUGAUUCCGUUUUUCCAAUUCAACGGUUGCGAAUGUUCUAUCCGGAGGAGUUGGAGUGCGUCUUCUGCGGAUCUGGCAGCGAGCAACAGCAGUCGCGAUGGGAAACCAAAAUGCUGCAGGAGAGCUGCCGCACAGAUCAUGGAUUCCACCAGGAAUCGGAAGCUAUCCAAUAUCUGUAUGAGAUCUUGGCCUCUUACAACCGCGACGAACAGCGUGCCUUCUUACAGUUUGUGACUGGAUCACCACGCCUUCCGACUGGAGGAUUCAAGGCCCUCACACCGCCACUGACAAUCGUGCGCAAGACGUUGGAUGAGAACCAAAACCCAAACGAUUACUUACCGUCUGUGAUGACCUGUGUCAACUAUCUAAAGCUGCCCGACUACUCCAGUCGUGAGGUGAUGCGCCAGAAGCUGAAAGUGGCCGCCAACGAGGGCAGCAUGUCCUUCCACCUCUCAUAAGGAAGUAACGGACCAAAAGCCAGCCGCAACGGAAACUACAAAAAAAAAACAUGGAAUAUAUUAAUACGGAUAUAUUCCGAGCGCUACACAGCUUCUGCAGCAUGUAUUAAUUGGAUUGGUCCUGUUUGCAUUUUUUCUUUCGAAUGUUACUUUCGCCGCGCGCGUUUUCCCAAGCCCCUCAAAUUUUUAUUUUUGGCAAGCGCGUGUCAUGCUAAAUUUCAAUAUGAAUAUAUAAUUAUAAUAUAUUUUUUAUUACCACGUUUUGCAAAAAAAAAAACAGAAACGGAUAACAUCGAGAAAGAAACUAAUGAUGGACCUCUCCCUCAAAAUGUUACCUUAAAUAAAUUGAAUAGUAAACAACGAUUAUUCAAUAAAUUACCAUUUGUCCACACAA
Messenger RNA from Drosophila teissieri, 10040 nucleotides. RefSeq names its product E3 ubiquitin-protein ligase TRIP12 (gene ctrip). Gene Ontology annotation, biological process: DNA damage response; proteasome-mediated ubiquitin-dependent protein catabolic process; protein polyubiquitination. The record is from RefSeq and is a predicted model, not a curated record. The transcript has 12 exons. Bases 389 to 9646 code for a protein of 3085 amino acids. NCBI's taxonomy places the organism in Eukaryota, Metazoa, Arthropoda, Insecta, Diptera, Drosophilidae. Gene Ontology annotation, molecular function: ubiquitin protein ligase activity; zinc ion binding. Gene Ontology annotation, cellular component: nuclear speck.